AUGUCCACCACCACAAACCCCAGCAGCAUCUCUACCAUAUUUCUCGACCAGCCUCCCAGUUGUCUCCAGUUUUGUCCCACGGCCCCUAAUUUCCUGGUAAUUGGAACAUAUCUCUUGACAGUCGAUGAAUCUGAUGCCAAUGCAUCGUCUCCUGAGUCGUCCCGCUCAGGCAGCCUUCAGUUAUUCAAACUAGAUACCCAGACUUAUCGCCUCUGCCAGAUUCAACGGCUGUCGCUCUCCCAUGCCGUAUUUGACCUCCAGUUUUCCAUACACGACCCUUCCCUCUUUGCUGUUGCAUUGAGUGCAGGAAAAGUGUCUUUAUAUAAAAUUGAGAAACACCCGCAAAGCGCAGGACUGGAAGUUUCUCUAUGUCUUCUGAAUACCCUCAGAGUCCACGAUGACGACACGAAGCUCAGUUUAUUCCUGGCUUGGAUUCCACCCUUUCCUGUAGAAGUGGACGAUAGUGUAGCACCUAUUGUUGGUUUUGCCGUCUCAUUUUCUGAUGGACAGAUCUCUGUUUUCCGGAAGCAUGAUGCAUACCCUACGAUUGAACAAGAGUCGAUAAAAGAAACUUGCGUGGAAGGUAUGCCAAUUGAAGUAUGGUAUUUAGCAUUUCAAAGGCGAUACGAUGGUCAACUUUCUCUUUUCAGUGGAGAUGAUUUCAAUCAAGUUCGGAAAAUUACCUUUACGAACGACCCAGAUUUUGACAUCGACUCUGUUCCGAUGAAUGACCGGGGACGUUAUCAUGAAGGUGGGGUCACUGCAAUCUUGCCACUAUGCAACGAAGAUGGAGAGGCCAUUAUUCUCACAGGAAGCUAUGAUCAACACGUUCGAGUCUAUCAGUUUGGAGCUCGCAGACAAAUACUUACUGACCUAAAUCUCGGUGGAGGGGUUUGGAGACUGAAACUUCUCCGAGUUGAGAACAAUUCCGUGGAGAGAUCGCAGGGAACAUUGACUAGCUAUCUUAUCCUUGCUAGUUGUAUGCACGGCGGUGCCCGUGUAAUCAGUGUAGUUCAUUAUUCGAGGCACCCAAAGGCUGGGAGUACAUGGGGUAUCAACAUCAUUGCUCAGUUCACAGAACAUGAAAGCAUGAAUUAUGCUUCAGAUGUCUGGCAGAAUUACGACGAGCCAUCUAAACUGCUAUGCUUGUCAAGCAGCUUCUAUGAUAAAAGGAUUUGCAUAUGGGAAGCCAAGAUACAAAAUGAUGAGGAAGCAGCCCGAAUGAACGAGAGAGAUAAAACAUGA
Trichophyton benhamiae CBS 112371 is the source of this 1245-nucleotide messenger RNA. RefSeq lists its product as uncharacterized. The coding region runs from base 1 to 1245 and encodes 414 amino acids. The record is from RefSeq and is a predicted model, not a curated record. Gene Ontology annotation, molecular function: protein binding. Lineage: Eukaryota; Fungi; Ascomycota; Eurotiomycetes; Onygenales; Arthrodermataceae. The transcript is spliced from 2 exons.